This is a messenger RNA of Heterotrigona itama, 853 nucleotides long. NCBI's taxonomy places the organism in Eukaryota, Metazoa, Arthropoda, Insecta, Hymenoptera, Apidae. The record is from the annotation of a GenBank genome assembly.
AUGAAAAUAUUAAAAAGAUUUCUUGAUUUCGUUUCUGACGUCGUUUUUGAAUUUCCAGGAAUCCAGGUCAGAGCACAAGACGAGGAAGGGGCUGAUGGAAUUGACGCAAAUGCCGAGGAAUUGUGCCAAGAUAGGCCAGGAGACGAGUAUUUCCGGUUGAACGUUGAGGGAGACUGCCGGGACGUCGUAAGAUUAGAGAAAGGAACAAAGAGUGUUAAACUUGAAUCACAGAUGCGACAAAGCGAGCGAGAUCGGGGUGACCAGGUUGGCGACCGUACGAUGUCCGACAGGUCUGGCAUUCGAUAUCGAGCGUCAGACGUGCGACUGGAAGACAAACGUGAAGAACUGCGACCAGCUGGAGAGUGCACGAAAUCCGGCCUGAAGCAAAUCACGUGUCCCAGCGGGCUGGCCUUUGACUUGGACAAACAAACCUGCGACUGGAAGGGCAAAGUCACCAACUGUGACAAGCUCGAGAGUAAGUCGAUGUAUCGACCAGGCUGAACCGGUGUACCUGUCUCCGUUCCCCCUUUCCCCCGGGAAAUGCGUUUCGAAACAGUGAACUGCUUUUCAUUUUGUUCCUUUCCUUUUCAAUAUUUUAUUUACUAUCUUGAUGAUACUUUCCUUCAAACUUGAAACUUGUACAUUGCCUUUUUAUUUCUUUAAGUGCUAAGGAAAUUGGAUUGGAGAUGAUUUAUAUAUAUAUAUAUAUAUAUAUAUAUAUAUAUAUAUAUAUAUAUAUAGCUGUACACCUUAAUAUUUCAGGCGCGACGGAUAAUAUUAGAUUUUAUAUAUAUAUAUAUAUAUAUAUAUAUAUAUAUAUAUAUAUAUAUAUUCAGCAGGCAUAGGUCAUUAG